Molecule: messenger RNA, 845 nt
Organism: Bufo bufo (common toad)
Lineage: Eukaryota; Metazoa; Chordata; Amphibia; Anura; Bufonidae
Gene: CELA3B
Product: chymotrypsin like elastase 3B
Exons: 8
Coding region: 1-810 (269 amino acids)
Biological process (GO): proteolysis
Molecular function (GO): serine-type endopeptidase activity
Source: RefSeq, a predicted model, not a curated record
AUGCUGAAGCUUCUGAUCACCUUCCUGCUGGCCGCCACGGCCUAUGGCUGCGGGGUGCCCACCUAUGCCCCUAACAGCCGCGUGGUGAACGGAGAAGAUGCCAGACCCCACAGCUGGCCCUGGCAGAUCUCCCUGCAGUAUAAGAGCGGGAGCACCUUCUCCCAUACGUGUGGGGGAAGCCUCAUCGCACCAAACUGGGUCAUGACAGCGGCACAUUGUAUCUCAUCAAGCCGUACCUAUCAGGUGGUGGUAGGAGAGCAUGACCGCAGCGUGCUGGAAGGAGAGGAGCAGGUCAUUUCUGUCAAUAAGGAGGACAUUUUUGUCCAUGAAGGGUGGAAAAGCACCUCUGUAUCAAAUGGGAAUGACAUAGCUCUCAUUAAAUUAUCCCACGUGGCUUUAUUGGAUAACGAGGUGCAGUUGGCGUGCUUGCCCCCUGCCGGAGAUGUGCUGCCCAAUAACUACCCAUGUUACAUCAGUGGCUGGGGCCGUCUGAACACUGGUGGCGCCCUCCCAAAUGUCCUCCAGCAGGCUCUGCUCCCAGUGGUGGAUCAUCAGACCUGCAGCCAGAGAGACUGGUGGGGCAGCACCGUGAAGACCACCAUGGUGUGCGCUGGUGGGGAAGAAAAGGCCGGCUGCAAUGGUGACUCUGGGGGACCCCUAAAUUGCCAGGCUGCUGAUGGCAGGUGGGAAGUCCAUGGCAUUGCCAGCUUUGUGUCUUCCCUUGGGUGCAAUGCUAGGAAGAAACCGACCGUCUUCACCCGCGUCUCUGCAUUCAAUGACUGGAUCGAUUACAUUAUCAGUAACAACUGAUGGCCACAAGGUGGCGUCACAAGAACUGACAGAAA